Ceutorhynchus assimilis (cabbage seed weevil) is the source of this 344-nucleotide messenger RNA. The record is from the annotation of a GenBank genome assembly. Lineage: Eukaryota; Metazoa; Arthropoda; Insecta; Coleoptera; Curculionidae.
AAUAAAGCCGUAGUAUGGGCUACAAUAGCUACUGGAAGUACUCAUACUCAUACUUCAGAGUUUUUGAGCAUAAUGAAUAUUCCUGGGCAAUCAAGCAGCCUCUUUUACAAAAGUUCUAUAUAGGUAUGGCAGGAUUCUUUGAUUAUUGCAAUAGAAGAGGCCACAGUAGAAGAAAAAGAAAUGACCAUUGAAAGAGGUAACAUUGAUGAGAAUGGUGUCCCAUUUAUAACAGUAUUAUUAGAUGGAGGAUGGUCCAAGAGAAGCUAUGGGCAUACCUACGAUGCAUGCUCUGGGGUAGCUGUUGUCAUUGGCAAAAUCAGAGGAAAGCUUUUGUUUGUUGUAGU